AUGGAUUUCGAUAAUAGUAAUAGCUUUAUAAAUUUAAAAAAUAGCAAUUAUUUAAUCGACGAAAAUAAAGAUAUAUUAGAAUUUUACAAUCAAAACCCAAAUGGAUUAAUUACAAAAAAGCAAUUAAAGCAAAAUUUAAAAGAAAUAAUUUCAGAUGAUGAAUUAAUAGAGAGUAUAUUCAAAAACAUACCAUUUCAAAAAGUAGCACCAAUUAAAUUUAUAUAUGAAGGCUUUUUAAAAGAGUAUUCAAAAAUAUUUAAAGCAGAAGAUAAUAAGAAAGAAGAGUAUAACGAAGUUGUAUAUGAAGAAGAAGAGGAGGAAGAAGAUGAAGAUGAAGAUGAAGAAGAGGAAGAGAAUUUUUGCCAAAAAGAUUCAAAUUCAAAAACUUCAAUUGUUAUAUCCGCACAUAAUGACCAAAUAGAAAUAGAAAACAAUAAUAACAUCAAAUUGAACCUAAGCAACGAAAUUAAAAACUAUAUAAAAAAUGAAAACGAUUUAACAGAAAAUAAUUUAAUAUUAGAAGAAAAGGUUAAGAAAUUAAAAAUAGAAAUUAAAAAUUUAAAAGAUAUAGAAAAGAAAAAAAAAGAAUUAGAAAUCCAAUUUGAAGAACUUGUAGAAAAUGAUAAAGCAAAUAAAAAACAAAUAAAUGAUUUAAAAAAUCAAAUAAAUAAUU
This is a messenger RNA of Dictyostelium purpureum, 673 nucleotides long. RefSeq lists its product as uncharacterized. The record is from RefSeq and is a predicted model, not a curated record. The annotation marks the transcript as partial. NCBI's taxonomy places the organism in Eukaryota, Evosea, Eumycetozoa, Dictyosteliales, Dictyosteliaceae. The transcript is spliced from 2 exons.